GGGGCCGUCUCAAACGCAACGACGUACCUACGCUCUCUCGACUUUGGACCCGAUCACGACUUGAUAUAUCAGGUACCUCUAUUCUGGCUUACAUCUGAAUCUCUCCUCCUUGGUUUCUUACCGGCAUCCCCUGCUUCAAAUCCUCUUCGAGAUAUCGAAGCCGAGCGAGUCGACGGCGCUGAGCAUUGCCCGACAACCCUUGCGCAAGGAUCGACAGCUCCUGUUGGGGGGGGGUUUUUUUUUUCUCAGUCCGCCCUUCCACCGCAAUGCGUCUUUCGUCGGCCGCGCUGGCCGCCGCGAUUCACACGGUCGCUCUCGCGCAGGACCCCCCGCCAAAACGCGGCUUGGUGUUUGUUCCGAAUUCCGCUAGCCCAGAAGAUGACAACAUCUGGGUGCGGCCAGGUUCCGUUCUCAGUUGGUAUUACAACUAUCAAUCGACGCCGUCGGCGGCGUUUGACAACGCACCGCAAGACCAGUUCGAAUUCGUCCCCAUGAUAUGGGGCGCUACCGACGACACCGCCUUCCUCGACUCGGUCCAAGACCAACUCGAUUCCGGGCGGGACAUCAGGCAUGUACUAGGGUUCAACGAGCCUGACUCCCCGUACGGGGGCGGGAGCGGUAUCGCGCCCUCGGUAGCCGCGGAUGUUUGGCUAAGGAAUGUCCAUCCCCUGGCCGCGAGAGGGGUUAGGUUGGGGCUGCCGGCUUGCACCGGGGGACCGGGAGGAAUACCAUGGUUGCAGCAGUUCCUGGGCAACUGCUCUGAGCUUCUCAGCCGCGACGGUGAGAGGAGAAAUUGCACGUAUGAUUUCGUAACAAUACACUGGUAUGGAAACUUUGAGGGAUUGGCGAGUCACAUGGGCUCCUACGCUGCCGAAUUCCCAAAUGUCCCGCAAUGGAUCACCGAGUAUAACUUUGACCAUCAAGACCUUGCAGCAACUCAGAGCUUCUAUAACACCUCUGCCGAGUACCUUGAUCGCAUGGAUUCGGUCGCGCGUUAUAGUUUGUUCGGCUCUUUUCGCUCCGAAGUCAGCAAUGUUGGACCCAACGCUGCUAUGCUGAACAAUGACGGGCGGCUGACAGAUAUCGGCUCGUGGUACCUGGGACUGGGCGCCACGGGCGUGGACCCCAAAUCGGCCGCACCUAGUGCGAGGAUCGGCCGGACACCCCUGAUAGGCGUCGCCGUUCUGGCCCUGAUUACUUGCGUUGCUGUCUUGUAGUUGUGGCGGUUAUACCCGUCGUGGUGCGACGAUUGUGUUGACUGGUUCGGUAGUGUCUCCGAGCCACUUAGAUCUAGCGUGAGAGGGGAGCUGUAUUUCAGUAAAGGGCGUGGCCCGCUCGCUUAGUCAAGGGUUUCAAGCCCAGUGUGUACACGAUCGGGUUAUCCCAGCGUAUAUAAUUAGAAGUUCGUAGCUCCCGGGGGGGGCGUGUGAGCCUAACAGACAUUGGCCAAUUUAGCCAACCUGGGGAUUACGUGACCUGAGACCGUUCCGUACGGAGAAUUAUGGAGGAGCACCGAAUUCAUCCGUAGAAUUCGAGUUAUCCAUCGUUGAAUAGGAUACCGGCGGGUAUCGCAGAGCUUACCCCAGACUUAAAUGUGACUUAAGUGGUAGCGAACACGCGUUACUUAAGGGGGUAGUACUAUAGGUCCCUAAGGGAGGGCCUUAACCCCGUGGGGCGGC
This is a messenger RNA of Durotheca rogersii, 1679 nucleotides long. RefSeq names its product glycoside hydrolase family 128 protein. NCBI's taxonomy places the organism in Eukaryota, Fungi, Ascomycota, Sordariomycetes, Xylariales, Xylariaceae. The transcript has 3 exons. The record is from RefSeq and is a predicted model, not a curated record. Gene Ontology annotation, cellular component: fungal-type cell wall. The coding region runs from base 267 to 1217 and encodes 316 amino acids. Gene Ontology annotation, biological process: fungal-type cell wall polysaccharide metabolic process.